Molecule: messenger RNA, 3289 nt
Organism: Synchiropus splendidus (mandarinfish)
Lineage: Eukaryota; Metazoa; Chordata; Actinopteri; Syngnathiformes; Callionymidae
Product: serine/threonine-protein phosphatase 2A 56 kDa regulatory subunit gamma isoform-like
Exons: 15
Coding region: 101-1903 (600 amino acids)
Biological process (GO): protein dephosphorylation; signal transduction
Cellular component (GO): protein phosphatase type 2A complex; cytosol; nucleus
Molecular function (GO): protein phosphatase activator activity
Source: RefSeq, a predicted model, not a curated record
GAAGAGGCGACCCGCCUUCCGGUGUGGUGCCCUGAGAGUUGCCAAGGUUUUGGUAGUGGAGUAAUCCGAGAGGGGAGAAAGGGCGGUUACUGUCUGUACAAUGCCGAAUAAAACGAAAAAGGAUACACCUAAGUCUGGCAAAGUGGGCAAGAGUGGGGGACAGGAGAAUUCUGAUCAUGAGAACUCCAGCAGGAAGAGCGGCAACAGUGUACCUCCUACCACGCAGCUGCUAAAGGGGAAGCAGCCAGGUUCCCUGACUCCUGUCAAGAAGGACAAGAAGCAGAGCUCCUCUUGCUUCAGCCUGAGCAAUAACAGGGAGCUUCAGAAGCUGCCCGCCUUUAAAGACGUUCCACCAGCCGACCAGGAGAAGCUCUUCAUCCAGAAGCUGCGUUACUGCUGCGUCCUCUUUGAUUUCGUCUCGGAUCCGCUGAGCGACUUGAAAUGGAAGGAGGUGAAGAGGGCUGCGCUGAGCGAGAUGGUGGAGUACAUCACCCACAACAGGAACGUCAUCACAGAGCCCAUCUACCCGGAAGUUGUACACAUGUUUGCUGUGAACAUGUUCCGAACGUUGCCGCCUUCAUCGAACCCCACGGGUGCAGAGUUUGACCCGGAGGAAGACGAGCCGACGCUAGAAGCUGCGUGGCCACACCUGCAGCUGGUCUAUGAAUUCUUCCUACGGUUUUUGGAGUCUUCAGACUUCCAACCAAAUAUAGCCAAAAAGUAUAUCGACCAGAAGUUUGUAAUGCAGCUCUUAGAUCUAUUUGACAGUGAAGACCCGAGAGAAAGAGAUUUUUUAAAGACAACUCUUCAUCGUAUCUACGGCAAGUUCCUUGGCUUGCGCGCUUAUAUUAGGAAACAGAUCAACAAUAUAUUUUAUAGGUUCAUUUAUGAAACGGAGCACCAUAAUGGAAUAGCGGAACUGUUGGAAAUAUUAGGCAGCAUAAUAAACGGAUUUGCCUUACCCUUGAAAGAAGAGCACAAGAUUUUCCUGCUGAAAGUACUGCUGCCAUUACAUAAAGUCAAAUCUCUCAGCGUUUACCAUCCUCAGCUGGCGUACUGUGUGGUUCAAUUCCUGGAGAAGGACAGCACCCUCACGGAACCUACGGUGAUGGCCUUGUUGAAGUACUGGCCAAAGACUCACAGUCCAAAAGAGGUGAUGUUUCUGAACGAGCUUGAGGAAAUCCUGGAUGUUAUCGAGCCGUCCGAGUUUGUCAAGGUCAUGGAGCCUCUCUUCAGGCAGCUGGCCAAGUGUGUUUCUAGCCCACACUUUCAGGUCCGACAGUUACUCUCGGCUCAUCUCUCGCCAGGGUCCCCUCGUUUGAUCCUCGUGCUCUGCUGUGGUCCGCAGGUGGCGGAGCGAGCUCUCUACUACUGGAACAAUGAGUACAUCAUGAGUCUGAUCAGCGACAAUGCUGCCAAGAUUCUGCCCAUCAUGUUCCCGGCCCUCUACCGCAACUCCAAGACCCACUGGAACAAGACCAUCCACGGGCUGAUCUACAAUGCACUCAAGCUCUUCAUGGAGAUGAACCAGAAGCUGUUUGAUGACUGCACGCAACAGUUCAGGGCAGAGAAAAGCAAAGAAAAAGCCAAGUGGAAAGAAAGGGAAGCGGCGUGGCUCAAGAUAGAGAACCUUGCCAAAUCAAACCCGCAGUUUCUGAUACAUGUGGACGCUGGAGCUUCAGGCAUGGUGAUGGACAUGGAGAUGGAUGGGCCCUUGCUGGAGGACGUCAACCUACUGAAGAAAACUGUCAAGGAGGAAGCCACACAGCUCCAGAAAGAUCAAAGGCGAGAGCGGCCACUGAUGCGGAGGAAAUCGGAGCUGCCCAAGGACAUCUCCACCGUCACGGCCUUGGAGUUGCACCGGAGAGCUGAGGAAAUGUUGACGACCCAUGACGGCCACUGAGCCGCCCCCCCGUCUCUCCCCCGUCCCCGGAGCCUCCGUAUACCAGCAGCAGCAGCAUCCGCAGGGAAUACACACAACAGCACACCGACACAACUCUGCCACAGGGAGGGAACACGGCGCAGAAAAUGUCUGUCAUUCUGUCCAGAUGUGGCAUUUCUGUCUUUUUCCCCCCCCCCCUUUCUUCAUCCUGUUUCCUCGAACUUGUGGGACACUGUGCUGCCCUCUACUGGUCACUUCUCUCAGGUGUUCAGUGAGCUGUCUUCUUGAUGUCUGGGAACUUUUCGCCCUUCCCCUCUCGUCUGCGAUUUAGAAAAAAACGGCCGUAUUUUUAGGAACAAUGUUGUCCAUGCAUCGCUCAAGUCGCUUGGUUUCGGUCGACAUCAGGUGACCCAUAUUCUCCGUCAAAUCAGAUGCAGAUUGGUGAAUUUACCCGAGAAAUCCAUGGGACUAGCUUAAUGCAGAUUCUUGGUUUUAACUCCACCAAAGCUCCGAUGCAGAUUGUUCAUUUCGCCCGCGCUGGUUUGGAGAGAAGUAGGAAGCUUUUCAUGAUCCAGCGAUUCAUGACACACCUGCUGGAGGCUGUAGAGGAACUGAGGUCGAAGGCUGGCCUUUCCUUUCACGGUGCCUUUUUAUAGACUAAAGUGGCGUCAAGUCUUCAGCAGAGGGACUCCAGAAGAUGGCGACGCGGCUCAGACCAGAGCGGCCGCCUGAGCAAUGAAGCACUUCCUGGUUAAACUUGAAAGAAAAACAAGCGGAUAACAAGCUGGUAAACUUGGAGAUCUGCGUGUCCUGGUGUUUGGGGUCAUCUCGCCUGGGUGCCAUCCCUCCUCCUCCUCCUCCUCCUCCUCCUUCGACUCAUCCCUUUUUAGCCGGAGCAAAACUCUGGCUGCUUCCAAGUUAUUAUUUUAUUCCGCCUGCCUGCCUGCGGAAGCUUCUGUCAGUGUUUCAACUGAAUGUGCAAACUGUAAAUAAAACUGCUGUGAUGUUGUUCCAUUCUCUUAACACACACACUUAUUAAAAAAGAAGAAAAUGCUUUAAUUCUACCGUCUUUAGAGCUCUUAUUUCACAUGACCGUUUCUCUGAGAAGCUUUAGUGGCCCUCGCUGACUGAACCAUUCAUGUACUGUACGUCCCAUUCACUUUCAUGUUCCGCAACUGUUUGUAUAAAGUGCUUGUGUACAGAGAGGCUGUUGCCCGUUUGCAGCCGUAAAUUGACUGAGGACCUUUUUUUUUGUUUGUUUGUUUUGUAAACAUUUUUAGCGUGUGACCAUACAUGAGCUCUUUGCGUAUGUGCACUUUUAUCCAAAUCUUAAGUGAUGUACAUCUGUAUACGAUAAAUAAAGAGAACAUGUGAGUUUUAUAUUUUCAUCCUAAAGAAAAAGAGAUC